Messenger RNA from Cyprinus carpio (common carp), 4513 nucleotides. RefSeq names its product protein-methionine sulfoxide oxidase mical3b-like. Lineage: Eukaryota; Metazoa; Chordata; Actinopteri; Cypriniformes; Cyprinidae. The record is from RefSeq and is a predicted model, not a curated record. The transcript has 24 exons. Gene Ontology annotation, molecular function: protein binding. Bases 23 to 4096 code for a protein of 1357 amino acids.
UUUUUUAUAGCCAUUCUGGCCAAUGGGAACAGGAAUUGCUCGGGGCUUUCUGGCAGCCACGGACACGGCCUGGAUGGUUCGCAGCUGGGGUCAGGGCAACACCCCUUCAGAGGUUCUGGCUGAGAGAGAGAGUGUGUAUCGGUUGCUUCCUCAGACAACACCAGAAAACAUCAGUAAAAACUACAACCAGUACAGCGUGGAUCCUGCUAGCCGCUAUCCCAACAUCAACAUGCAACUCAUCAGCGCUGCUCAGGUGUGUCAUCUCAUAGACACAGGUGAGGGUCCGGUUUUAAGCCUUGAUGCAGUAAGUUCUCCACACCCAAGACUCACACGGCAAGAGUCAAUGGCUCGCUACAGUAAGCUUCUGAGCUGGUGUCAGGAGCAGACGCAUGGUUACAUGAACGUAUGUGUGACAGACUUCACAACUUCCUGGAGGAGCGGCCUGGCCUUGUGCGCUCUCAUACACAGAUUCAGACCUGACCUCAUUGAUUUUGCGUCUCUGGAGGAGAGUGAGGCGGAGCUCAAUUGUCAGCUGGGUUUGGACAUGGCGGAGCUGGAAUUUGGUAUUUGUCCUAUAAUGACCGGCAAGGAGAUGAGCGCACUGGAAGAGAGUGACUCUCUCUGCAUGGUCAUGUACCUCAGCCAACUUCACGAGCUCCUCAAAGACACAGCGCCAGCUAGUGAAGAGAAAGCAGUUCCGUUCUCCAGCCCGAAGUCACCAAUCUCACUGCUCAGCAAACUGGGACAGAGUCUGUCCCGCAAACGCAAUCCCAAGGAUAAGAAAGAGAAGGAAGCAGAUAGUGUUGGAAAUGGAAAGAGGAGGAGAACAAGCCAGACUGGCCAGUCAGAAGAGGACGAUGUUCCUCAUGAUAGCAAAGAAAAUAAGACUUCAGGAGUAACCCGUGGGUCAGAACCGAAGGUCGCUGAGGGUCACAGCAGGGUUCGGUCCAUGACGACGCUACUGCUGGCUAAAUUUGAGGAAAACUCACCAUUAGCCUCAGCCAGUGCAACUCGCCGACAGAGCUACAUUCAGAUGUAUACGGGCGGAGUGAGCUCAUUGGCUCAGCAGAUAGCCAAUCAGAUUCAGAGUCAGCAGGAUCAAGCUCCCAAGCUCCUUCACAAAAGGGAGUUGGGUUCUCAAAAAGAGUUUCCUGUGAAUAUGGGCAGCAGUGAUGUGUGUUAUUUCUGCGGCCGUCGUGUUUAUGUCAUGGAAAGGCUGAGCGCGGAGGGAAAGUUCUUCCAUAGGAGCUGCUUCCAGUGUGAUCACUGCAGCACCACUUUACGCUUGUCCAACUACGCUUAUGACCAGCUACAUGGGAAGUUUUACUGUAAGCACCACUUCAACUACAAAAUGACCAGCGUGGCUCAGAGAAAGAGACCGUCCUCACCUGUGGCCCCUCGACCUACUCAGGCUCCCCCUGCUCCGUCCUCGGCUUCUACAUCUUUGUCCUCUCUAGGGUCAGUGGGCACAGCCACCCCACCAGAAUCUUGGUCCUCCAGCGCCCACCCAGACAUAGUAUCCAGCCUCGCCAAGAGACUGUGUGGUACCCCAGAACGCAUUGAGCUGGAGAACUACAAACCCUGCCCAAAACAACAGGACAGCCCACUACAGGAGGUCCCAGAGGAGACGCUUGCACAGCACAAUCUCAGUGCUAGCCUGCAGGAGAAAAACACAGAGGAGCAGUCCAGUAGCUCUGAGUCAGACCUAGAGGAGGAGGAGCUUGCUUGGAAGGAGGAGGAGGGGCCAAACAUCAGGACCAAUAGAGAGAGAGAGUUAGACCUGGGGGAGGAGCUAAAGGAGGAAGAGGGAGGAGAGAACCAGGAAAAACAAGAGGAGGAGGAGGAGGCCGAGGAUGAGGAGGAGGAGGAGGAGGAAGAAGAAGGAGAAGUUUCAGAAGAAGAACAAGACGAGGGAAAUUCUAGUGAUGAGGGUGAAUACUGCCCUUGGGAGAGGGAACGGCUCUCAGGGGUGUGGCUUGAGGAAGAGGAGGCGGGGUUUGUUAAAGAGUCUUAUGAAGAAUACAGUGACGACACAGAUAUAGACACCAGCUCAGUCAGAGAGUCCAAACCAUGUGACCAACAGGAACAAGAAGAGUCCCUGCCCUCCUUGAAACCACCAGAAUCAGGUCCCACACCCACACCUGAGCUGUCGACGAAUCCAGAGAACCCACCUGUCAAGAGGUCAGAGGUCGUAGAAGAGUUCUGGCUGAAGAGUGCUGAGAUCAGGAAGAGUUUAGGCCUGACUCCUCUGUCUAGAGAAUGCGACCCCAAACAUACAGCAGCCCAAACAUCUAACAUUAAAGAAAGCUUCUACACCUCAGUCGCCUACAUAACGUCCUACAAUACCAAUUCUGCCAACCAAACGCCAAGAAACUGUGACUCCAGCACACAAACUCCAUCUCAAAGUACAUCCCCACCUGAACCAUCUCACAAUAUGGACGGUGAUGCAGGCGUCACAUUAGAAGAGACGAUAGGCCGCUCUUCUGUAAUCCACAGACUAAGCAUCACUGUAGAAGGUUGUGUGAUGGGGGACAAGCAGGAUUUGGACCUCAGUUCCACCUCAUUUGGAAAUGAAAGCAUUUUAAAUCCAGACACAGGUCUACCUACUCCUCCGUACAGCCCAUCUAGUUCCCCUCUUGUCAGCAAGCAAUGUCGUGCACUUCACCAUUCUGAACCGAUACUGGACCGAGAGGUUAUGGUCUUCUCAUCAACCUGCGCUACUCCUGUUCCACAGCGGGACGGUUUUAAACCCGAGCUCAAUCAAGCUUGGAGUCUUCCUCCAGAUGAUAUUGAGAUCCUGUGCGGAGACGAGGCGGAAGGGGCUUCCAGACUGCCGGAAAGAUCCGGUGUCACGGAGACUGUAGGCCAGACAGACAACCGUAGGCUGGAGCAAAGGAGGACACUUCCAGAUCGGUUGGUUGCCCCACUGCUGGCAGGGGGACCAGAGGUCAGGCUUCGAAGGUCAGAGAUGAAGCUGUGGGGGGCGGACAAUGGUGUGGAGGAGAAGGAGAAAAAGCGCAACUUGUUGUUCUUGCCCCGUAAAAGCAGGAAGAGCAUGAACACAGCGGCUGAGGCCCAGCGGGAGCCAGGAAAGCACAAGUCCCUCUGGAAGACUGUUUUCUCGGUUUAUAAGAAGGACAAAAAGAGGAAGGAGGCUGCGAUGGUGGCAGAAACUCUACCUGCCGCAACUAACACCGAGACCAAGCGGAAAGUGUCAGGAAUCAACAGAACAUCAGACCUAUGUUUCCGGAAAAAUCCAAGUUUCUCUGAAGACACAGACUUGUCCUGCCAUGCUCUUCUAGAAAGAUGUCCACUCAGAGCUCAGAGAGCAGAAACGGAAGAGGAACUCAACGCCAAGCUGACACGGCGAGUGCAGAGAGCAGCGCGCAGACAGGCCAAGCAGGAGGAGCUGCGGAGGCUGCACAGGGCUCAGAUAAUCCAGCGUCAGUUGGAGCAGGUGGAGGUCAAGCAGAGGCAGCUGGAGGAGAAGGGUGUAGCUGUGGAGAAAGCACUCAGAGGCGAAGCAGACUUCUGGGGAGACUCUAGUAUAUCUAACCUUUUGGAUGUACAUCUGGGUGUCGAGCCCUUUCUAGGUUCCCCUCGUAGAAGGCCUGUCUAUCUCUGUCCUUGCUGUUCCUCAGAAGCCAAAGCUAAAGGGACAGAACACGAUCAUUCAGUUUAUGUCUGUACAGUCUUUUUUCUUUAUGUAGUGCAAGAACCUCCCCUUCACCAGCUAAGAAUGGGAAAGAAAGAUGACCCUAGUUUAAUGCACCAGUGGUUUAAGCUGGUGCAGGAGAAGAAUGCUCUCGUGCGCUAUGAAUCUGAGCUCAUGAUAUUUGCACGUGAACUGGAGCUGGAGGACAGGCAGAGUCGACUACAGCAAGAGUUGAGAGAGCGCAUGGCGGUGGAUGACGAUCUGAAGGGGGAGGAUGAGCUGGCGGAGGAGAGGCGUAUAUUGAGCGAGAUGCUGGAUGUGGUGGAGCAGAGAGAUGCGCUGGUGGCCUUGCUGGAGGAGCAGCGAGUGAGAGAAAAAGAGGAGGAUGGUGACCUGGAGGCCGUCAUGCUUUCUAAGGGCUUCAGCCUGCACUGGGACUGACUCGGACAUGCACGAAUCUCAUCAUACCGCUUGAAGGGCUCCUCUGUGUCUGUUUGCGCAACCAAAAUACACAGCUGCUGUUUUCAUCAGUCCGAACCGGCCCAUCCACCUGCACUCUGGGCUGUUUGUGCAACUAUAUGGCUGUAUAAAUAAUGAAUCCCCGGAUUCGGCAAGAGAUUGCAAAAUACAGGCCCUGAUUAAGAUGAAUGGCAAUGUCUUGCUGCCAAAUAAUGCUACUCUAAGACUGCUACGCUACUAUGCAAAGGAAUAUCUUUUUGUUUGCUCUAUUUGUUAAUAAAGUUAAGGUACAUCUGUAGUGUUAUCCAGAUCCACCGCGUUUAGGCUUAACAGAAAUGAAUAUAGAAUGGCAUAUAUAACCACAUUGUCAAUUUACAGUAGAGAUUGGAGCAUGUUAAC